GGAUCCUAGUCCUCACUGAGAUUUUUCUGCUCCCCUGCACUUUGCCUUCUUCUCUUCUCCUGCAUGGUGUGCCUUUGGUUCCCCCCAGGCUCCUGGACAGUAAUUCUGCCAGUGAUACUGAUGGUGCUGAGCCCGCUCCUGGCCUGGGCUGGAAGCAACCGAACACUCUUCAUGGUGCAGGGCAAGUCCGAGUGUCACUUCGCCAACGGCACGCGGCACGUGCGCUUCCUGGACAGGUACAUCUACAACCGCGAGGAGCAGGUGCGCUUCGACAGCCUCGUGGGCGAGUACCGCGCGCGGACCCAGAUGGGGCGGCCGGCGGCCGAGCGCUGGAACCGCUGGCCCCACGCCCUGCAGCGGGCCCGCGCCGCCGUGCGCACCUUCUGCGCCAGCAACUACCGGUUCUUUGCUAGCCUCACGGUGCAGAGGAGAGGUGAGCCGGGGGCGGGGCAGAGGGCGUGUGNGGCCGGGGGGCCGGCUCUGAGCUGCUCCUCACGCCCCCUUCCCGGGCCGGAAUCUGCCCGUCUGUCCGGCGGCCUCUCCGCCCCCCGCAGGCGCCGCCUCUGA
Odocoileus virginianus texanus is the source of this 567-nucleotide messenger RNA. The record is from RefSeq and is a predicted model, not a curated record. NCBI's taxonomy places the organism in Eukaryota, Metazoa, Chordata, Mammalia, Artiodactyla, Cervidae.